AAAUACUCUCUCUCUCUCUUAUAUAUCACGCGAAAGCUUCGCUUUCAUGCCGCGCCUCUCAGAGCUUUGGCAAGCAUGAAGAGGCAGAGACCAACGGCUCUAAUUUCCUCAAAGAAACCACAAAAUCCUUCAAAAACACCUCCGACACCAAAAACCAUCGAAACGAAGAAAUUAAUUUCAAUCUCCUCUUCUUCCUUCAAGAAAUCCAAGAGAAACCUCACUCAAAUCUUCUCCAUCAGCAACAAAUCCUCUACCAAAGAAACCCUAAUAACCUCAAGUUUGAACCAAACCAAAAACCUCAAAUGGGAAACACUCAACCUGGGAAAGUCAGAGCUCUUCUUGCCUCUCACUUUCCCCACUGGCCAGAUCUUCAGAUGGAAGCAAACAGGCCCGUUUCAGUACACAGGUGUUGUUAAGAACCACCUCUUCUCCCUGAGGCAGCUCGACAAUGAUGAUGGCGAUGUCGCUUUCUUCCUUCACCGGACUACUACUGAUGAAGUUGAUGCCAGGGCUGCCCUUGUUGAUUUUCUCAAUGUGGGUAUCUCGCUUGGUGACAUGUGGAAGGCUUUCUCGGCUUCUGAUUCAAGGUUUGCUGACUUAGCUCCACAUUUGGGUGGUGCCCGUGUUCUCAGACAAGACCCUGUAGAGUGCCUCAUUCAGUUUCUCUGUUCCUCUAACAAUAAUAUUGGGAGAAUUACACGAAUGGUGGAUUUCAUUUCGUCGUUGGGCAGUUAUUUGGGAACUGUAGAAGGGUUAGAAUUUCACGAGUUCCCGUCUUUGGAACGAUUGUCGCUCGUGUCUGAGGAGGAGCUUCGUGAGGCGGGAUUUGGUUACAGGGCUAAGUACAUAGUUGGCACAGCUAAAGCUUUGCAAUCAAAACCUGGUGGGGGUGCAGAGUGGCUUGCUUCUCUUCGUGAAUUAGCUUUGCAUGAAACAAUUGAUGCCCUUUCAACUUUACCUGGAGUUGGUCCAAAGGUCGCUGCCUGUAUAGCUCUCUUCUCUCUUGACCAGCAUCAUGCUAUUCCUGUUGAUACACAUGUUUGGCAGAUUGCUACUCGUUACCUUAUUCCAGAGCUUGCAGGAGUGCGUUUCACACCUAAGCAUUUUACUCGGGUGGCAGAGGCAUUUGUGAGCAAAUUCGGGAAAUAUGCUGGUUGGGCACAAACUCUGCUUUUUAUUGCUGAAUUACCUUCUCAAAGGGCAUUCCUGCCAUCACAUUGCUGGACUGCCAAGGAAACCAGAUCUACCAAGCGUAAUAGUGGGGAGACAGGAGAAGAUCCAUAAAUUGAGGUAUCAGUUUUGGAUGUCAGUGCAAGAGGCCUAACUUGAUGAAAUUAAGCGUGGAUGAAAUUUAGUUCUUAUUUGUGUGCACUCCACUGAUUUGAAGUUGAUUUUUCAGCCAUGGGCUCUCCAAGAUAAAUGGAAAAAGAAUUAAUGAUGCUGGUUGGUUUGUCAGUAGCACAUACGGCACUGGCCUUGUUUCGCUUUUUAUUGCAGAACUACGUCACGUUUAUGUACCUU
Telopea speciosissima is the source of this 1521-nucleotide messenger RNA. Its product is annotated as N-glycosylase/DNA lyase OGG1. Gene Ontology annotation, biological process: base-excision repair, AP site formation; nucleotide-excision repair; base-excision repair. Lineage: Eukaryota; Viridiplantae; Streptophyta; Magnoliopsida; Proteales; Proteaceae. The transcript has 5 exons. Gene Ontology annotation, cellular component: nucleus. Gene Ontology annotation, molecular function: damaged DNA binding; 8-oxo-7,8-dihydroguanine DNA N-glycosylase activity. The coding region runs from base 76 to 1284 and encodes 402 amino acids. The record is from RefSeq and is a predicted model, not a curated record.